AGAUUCUAUGAACUGCACCACGUCACCAGCCAGUUGACUACAGGCAUCCUUUCGAGGCUCUAAUCAUGGAGCUCUUGGAAGAAGUAGAGCAGAUGGCACGCAACGCAGCUAAUUCCAUUGAUGUGGAGAAUUGUCAGGAGCCAUCUGACACUGAUAUUGCCAGAUGGCAGCAACUCUUCGGCUACAGCUACGCAAAUGCCGCCGAACUUAUCAAACAAAGAAGAGGUGAUCUCUCCAGGCAAGGAGUAUCAGAUGACCAUUGGGAAAUGGUUAGAACAGAGAAGGAAGCCCAGGGAUACGAUCGUGAAGCCUACGAGCAUGAGGUUGAGAUAGGUGGAAAGCCAAGGGCAAAACCACCAACAACUGGAGCUCCACCUUUGUCCCCAACACAGGCACGUGCAAUGUAUCUGAUAAAGCUCGAUGGCAUUCUGGAUACUCCCGAGAAGAUCCAGGACGCCGCUGGAUUAGAUGAAUGUCCUGAUGCGAUUCAAGCAACGAGAGACGACGGACAUUCCUCCUUUUUCUGCACCAUCGAUGGCAAAGCCAAACAUACCAUAACUCAUUGGCUUACAAUGCAAAACCUUCUCUUUGAGCCUACAUUCGUUCGGCUUUUUCAAAGAGCACCGAAAGACUUUUCCAACAACUCGAUAUAUCCAACCCUUGGACAGGAUUCCACCCUCCCACAAUACCGCCUUGCUACUCAAAACACAACCAUACUGCCCUCACAAGACCAAUAUCCCGUCUGGUACUUCUUUUACGGGAAAUUGGCCGAUGCCUGCAUUCUACAACGGCGGCUAUCCCUUCCAGAGACCGAAAUUCCUGUUCUCAAGUGUGCCAGUAUCCCCAGAGGAAUCCUGGCAACAUGGGGUAGUAAAUACAAGGCCCUGUUAGAUGGAGAUGUCAAUUCUCAAGUUGAUGGGUCAGCAUACCUAGUGAUGUCAAAAGAGGAUGAGGAUGCCUUAAGAGCUUACGAAACUGAUAAUUAUGAGGUUGUUAGAUGCACGAUCAUAAUGAAGGAGGAAAAAGUCAAAGGUUGUACCUUUCGGUUUGUUGGCACUCCAGACACUGUUGUGAACACCCAAGGCUUUUGCUGGUUUUGAC
Amorphotheca resinae ATCC 22711 is the source of this 1101-nucleotide messenger RNA. RefSeq lists its product as hypothetical. The record is from RefSeq and is a predicted model, not a curated record. The transcript has a single exon. NCBI's taxonomy places the organism in Eukaryota, Fungi, Ascomycota, Leotiomycetes, Helotiales, Amorphothecaceae. Bases 66 to 1100 code for a protein of 344 amino acids.